Colletotrichum chrysophilum is the source of this 1197-nucleotide messenger RNA. RefSeq lists its product as uncharacterized. Lineage: Eukaryota; Fungi; Ascomycota; Sordariomycetes; Glomerellales; Glomerellaceae. The record is from RefSeq and is a predicted model, not a curated record. The transcript has 7 exons. The coding region runs from base 1 to 1197 and encodes 398 amino acids. Gene Ontology annotation, biological process: oxalate metabolic process.
AUGAGACUCCUCCAAGCUUCCCUGCUGGGCUUCGCAGCGAUCGCCUCGAGCACCAACGCGGCACCCCAGAACGAGAAGCGAGACGCGCAGUUCAACGUCGGCCAGCCCAUCGACGCCAAUGGCAAGGGAGGCCCGAUCCUUGGCGGCACCAACAACCAAGUCGACAGAGACAACCCGGACAACCUCGGCCAGCAGCCGACUGACAACGGGGUGGUGCCCAACCUCAAGUGGAGAUUCUCCGACUCCAAGACCCGGAUCCUCAACGGAGGUUGGGUCCGCGAGCAGGUCAUCCAGGAUCUGCCCCAGAGCCAUGACAUUGCGGCUGCCCAGCAGCAUCUCAGAAAGGGGGCCAUUAGAGAGCUUCACUGGCACAAAGUGGCGGAAUGGGGCAUCGUCUACUCCGGCUCCGUGCUCGUAUCGGCAGUCGAUGAGAACGGCAGGUACCAAGCUGAGAAGCUAAACUACGGAGAUAUCUGGGGGCUCGACGAUGAGAACGAGUACCUGCUUGCGUUUGACGAGGCCGACUUUGACAAGAUCGGCACAACCUUCAACAUCGUCGACUGGCUUGCUCACACACCUCGAGACAUCUUGGCCAAGAACUUUGGCGUCGACCCUUCAGUCUUUGAGAAGCUGCCGUCCACCAACCCGUACAUCUUCAACGGCACCAUCGCCACCCAGAACGUGACUGCCGGCGCCAAUGGCUACCUUUCAGGCAACAGCUCCUUCGUGUAUCGCACCCUGGAACAUCCAGCGGAAGUGGUACCCGGCAACGGCGGCGAGUUCAGAAAGAUAGACUCGACCAACUUCCCCAUCAGCAAGACCAUCGCCGCAACGUUCGUCACUUUGAAGCCGGGAGGUCUGAGAGAGCUUCACUGGCACCCAAACGCCGAAGAGUGGCUGUACUUCCACAAGGGCGAAGGCCGCGCCACCGUCUUCAUCGGCAACGCAGCGGCGCGGACGUUUGACUUCUCCGCGGGAGACACGGCCGCUUUUCCCGACAACUCCGGACACUACAUCGAGAACACUUCCGACACGGAAGACCUCGUGUGGAUCGAGCUGUACAAAUCAGACAGGGUCGCCGACGUUCCUCUUACCCAGUGGCUCGCCCUGACGCCGCCGGAGAUUGUAGCUCAGACCCUCAAGGUUCCGAUUGAGUUUGUCCAGCAGUUGAAGAAGGAGAAGCAGAUACUGAUCUAG